Phytophthora infestans T30-4 is the source of this 1746-nucleotide messenger RNA. RefSeq lists its product as uncharacterized. The record is from RefSeq and is a predicted model, not a curated record. Lineage: Eukaryota; Oomycota; Peronosporomycetes; Peronosporales; Peronosporaceae. The transcript has 3 exons. Bases 1 to 1746 code for a protein of 581 amino acids.
AUGAACGAGUCCACGUCCAAGGCCAGUCUCGCCUCGAGUGGCAAGCCUUCCACAGCGACCAGCUUGAGUCAACGCAAGACUCGGACGGUCAUCGUUGCAAGGCCCAUCGACGAAGAAUCAGCCAAAGUCACGUCAGCCACAUGCAGUGACGUCGUCAACCAACAUCAUUCUCGUGAUGCACGGUCAGGUAAACUAGCCUCCUACGCAGCACUCGGAGGAGCGGAAGACGUCGAGCGGUUCGACCGGUUCUUGGCCGAGCAGCGUGGCCAACCCAGUGCCUCAGAACUGCGAGCAGCAGCGACGUCACCGCAUCAAAUGCUAGCGUCGACCAAGCGGAAGACAACGAGUCGCACUCAGCUGGAAGGAAUCGACAUUAAGACUCAAGAGAUGGAGAACGAUGCACAUAAGCGCCGAGAAGAAGCCGUAGCGCAUCGGAAGUGGCUGAACUCGCUCCCGAUCCACGAACGGGUUUCUCAACAACGGCAACAAAAUGCGCUACGCAAAUGGCGACAGAUGAAUCGAGAUUGGGAGGCUUUUACGAGACGUGCAGCUCGAAGAUUGGGCAAAACUCCUCAAGAGCUUGUCAUGAGUCGAGCGGCGGCCUAUCGAGAGCAGCGAGAGAUGUACGAUGCGCUACAAAAGGCGCGGCCCCUGAGUGACAAAGUGGGCGAGGAUAUCUGGCUCGUGAGCUUAAGGAAUGAAGGGACACGGUAUGUACCCGUUGGCAACAUUUUCAGUGGACUAUUUUGUCCAAUCCGAGAAAGCACCAAAAUUGGUCCUCGAGUCCGACGACCGCUGGACUAUUUUGACAACCAAGAGGACGAAACGUCGCGACCUAUUUCUAAACUCGAGAAAAGGUCUCUAAAUCUCUUGGCACGUAAGAAAUGGCGCCUGCGGAAGCAACUGGAAGUGAUUCAACCACACGAAGUGGAUCAUAGUGCCAGCAGCCAUCUAGCAGUCGGAACAACCGACUUGUUCGCUUGGGCGUCAGGUGACACCGAGCAGGCGAGAGAUGACGAAGAUGAACCAUCUGGUCGUUUCUAUUCGGCGAAAGAAGAGGAAGCUUCACGGCGUCGUAGAUUACGCUCUCUUCGCAUCUCCUACGUUUCCGAUAGUGACGAGGACGUUAACCCAGAGGUGAGUUAUCCGCUUCGUCUGAGCUUUUACACUCGCGUACGCGAACAAGACCAACGCUCUCUAUCAAUUACGAAUGACGGUAGUACGAUCGUCCACUAUCAAUGGUGGCGAGCUCCUUUCGAAGAUGAGAACGCAGAGUUGACGACUCAUUUACGAGGACGUCGAACGCGACAAGAAGAACAAAAGCUGGAGCAGCUGACGACGAUUUCGCUGUCAAAGCUUGGAGGGACGUUGCUACCGGGGGAGAAUAAACAUUUUGUGUUCACGUUUACGGCGUCAACAGCUGGUAUGUUUCUCGAAAAAUGGUUUCUGGACGCAGACCCUCGACCGAGAAUUUGCAUUGGCGUACCCUCAGUCGACGCAGAUACGGAGCUGUUAGUAGCAACGUUACCGGUUGAAGUGCGUCUGAGCUGCGUUGCUGAAGACAACUUUGUAGCCUGGAAGCGACGAGAGAUGCAACUCGCACGUGUGGGACAACAAGAAAGUCACUUCUUUGUGACUACGCUUGUGGAUGAAAUUCUGGAGACAAUACGACUACCGGAACGUGUAGCGUUCGAGGAUUUGUGCGUGAUUGUCACGCACUGUAUGAACGUGCUCAAGGGAUUUUAA